AUGGCAAAUGGGUAUAAACUGGCCCCGAACAAAUUUAUGCUGGAAAUGGGAAGAUUUUUCAAUGCUUCAAAAAUCAAGUUCUGGGUCAGCCUUCUGAAACAAGCGGUAGGGACCACCAACCAAAGCAGUUUUCGGCUUUCCAAGUAUGCCUCAAAGCUGGAGGCAGCAAGUUUGCAGAUGACCAUAUAUGCAGAGCCAUUGCUUGUAUUGCAGCAUGGGACUGUUCUUGCAUUAGGCCCAAGUUUCCAGCUUGUGCAGAUGAUCAUGUGGAAUGUUGCUUCUCUCGGCCACGCAGUAGAUGCAGAUGCUGAGUCAGUAUUUGAAAGCAAAGCAGCCUUAAUAAGUUUACCAAAAAUGCAAGUCAUUCGCAACUACGACGGGAUCCCGCAGCCAGCGUCACAGGACGGCCCGCCUUUGCACAUCCAGGUUGGGGACACUAUUGAACUCAUCCAAGGAGAUGCACAUAGCUUAUUUUGGCAGGGCAGAAAUCUAACGACAGGAGAGCUUGGCUUCUUCCCAAGUGAUGCUGUAAAACCUAGCCCAUGUGUGCCUAAACCAGUAGACUACUCUUCCCAGCUCUGGUUUGCAGGAGCAAUGGAAAGAUUGCAGGCAGAAAGUGAACUUAUUAACCGAAUAAAUAGCACUUACCUGGUGCGGCACAGGACCAAAGAGUCAGGAGAAUAUGCCAUUAGCAUUAAGUACAAUAAUGAAGUGAAACACAUCAAGAUUUUAACAAGAGAUGGCUAUUUUCACAUUGCGGAAAAUAGAAAAUUUAAAAAUUUAAUGGAACUCAUAGAAUACUACAAGCACCACUCUCUCAAAGAAGGUUUUCGAAGUCUAGAUACUACUCUCCAAUUUCCAUACAAAGAAUCUGAAAACACAGUGGGACAAAGGAGUAACAGAACAGGUGGCAACUUGCUAAGCCCAAAGGUAAUAGGCAUUGCCAUAGCCAGGUAUGACUUCUGCGCAAGAGACAUGAGAGAACUGUCCUUACUGAAAGGGGACGUCGUAAAAAUUUAUACGAAGAUGAGCGCAAAUGGCUGGUGGCGAGGCGAAGUAAAUGGAAGGGUGGGCUGGUUUCCAUCAACUUAUGUUGAAGAGGAUGAAUGAAUUAAGAACUUUCUUCUACUGAGCAUCAAUUUCAGGGAUUGUAGAAUUUAAUAUCUGCUAAGUAUUAUUGGUCCUAUUAACUAUUCAAACAGCAGCAUUUUUGUCUGUCUGAAUCUUCCAGUCUUAAUGUUGGGAUUUCUGCUGAAGUUUGUGCUCGCAGUUUAUUACCUUGCCCAGAGCUGUGCAAGAAACAACCUGCCAGUUUGUCAUCACUGGGGUUCGGUACAAAGUCCAGCCCUCGCCUUCCCAGAUCUCUGGAAAAUGAAUUCCUUUCUGCUCCUUUUCAUUUCACAUUGUUAGUACACCGUGGAUACUAGCUAUUGCUGAAUGUUUAAUAAACCUCUUUCUUGCAGCUAACAUCUGUGAUGAUACAAGGAGAUGAAGGCUUAUUCCUCCUUAUCACUGCAUGCAGAAAGCAGUUCAGUCGUUCCAGUGUGCAUAACGUGUAGUCAGUAGACUUGUCUUGAAACAUCAAACUACCUUACUUAUCACCUUACAAACACUUCCACGCUCACAAAAGCAUUCUGAAGGAAAUGUAAAU
Tinamus guttatus (white-throated tinamou) is the source of this 1651-nucleotide messenger RNA. NCBI's taxonomy places the organism in Eukaryota, Metazoa, Chordata, Aves, Tinamiformes, Tinamidae. The record is from RefSeq and is a predicted model, not a curated record.